CUUUAAUUCCGCCAGCUUGGACUCGGUGGCUUUGGGAUAGGCCGUAAAAGCCACCCAACAAGGCGUUGUGUAGAAAUACCGAGUCGAACCGAGACUAAAUAAAGCUCGAGUUCUGUUUUAGGGCGAAGAAAGAUGCGGAGAAAAUGAGGGGGGAAACGACGGAAGUGGAAGCGCUUUCGCAUUUUAACGGUUUCGUUCGGUGUCUGACGUCGAUCAGAGCGUAAUGAGCAGAGUUGGAGAAAGAAGGGGCUGAGCAGCUUUUUUUUUUUUUUUUUUUUUUUUUUUAUUCCUCAACUGAUCAGACAACUUGGACCGGACUGAACUGCUCUGUGAUCCGGAGACAAACUAUGGGCAGAGGGCUCUGAAGUUCCAGGCGGAGCAGCCGGGACCCGGGGCUCUUAGGAGGCUUCAAAUGAUUCCUGCCUGAUCUACAGCUGAGGACUCAGGAUGACUCAGCACCAGGGGGAACCCCCAAAUAAUAAGUGAAGAACAAUAAGGAUGGGGGCCAAUGGGUCUAGCUAUCCACACUCCUGCUCCCCACGUAUAGGGGGAAACACACAGACGCAGCAGACCUUUAUAGGGACAUCUUCGUACUCUCAACAGGGAUAUGGCUGGGAGUCCAAGCUGUACAGCCUGGAGCACGGCCAUGAGCGACCAGCAGACAGAAAGAAGAAGAGCCUUGGGCUCGCAACACUCAAACGAAGGUUCAUCAGAAGGAGGAAGUCCAGCCGCUCGGCGGAUCACGCGCGGCAGAUGCGCGAGCUUCUGUCAGGGUGGGACGUCCGAGACACAAACGCCCUGGUGGAGGAGUACGAGGGGACGGCAGCCCUCAAGGAGCUGAGCUUCCAGGCCAGCCUGGCCCGCGCCGAGGCGCCCAGUUUGCCGCGGGAUCUGGCUGCUCUUUACCAGCACAAGUAUUGCACUGAUGUAGAUCUCAUCUUCCAAGGUACCUGCUUCCCAGCUCACCGCGCCAUCCUGGCUGCACGAUGCCCCUUUUUCAAGACUUUGCUUUCUUCUUCUCCUGGUUAUGGAGCAGAGGUUCUCAUGGACAUUGACACAGCUGGUAUUGAUGUGCCCAUGUUCUCUGCCCUGCUUCAUUACCUGUACACUGGGGAGUUUGGGGUGGGUGGAGCAGAGGAUACCAGGCUGCAGAACGUGGAUGUCCUUGUUCAGCUCAGCGAGGAGUUUGGUACUCCCAACUCUCUGGAGGCAGACAUGAAGGGCUUGUUUGACUACAUGUGCUACUAUGAUGCUCUCCUCAGCUUUUCCUCUGAUUCCGAGAUGAUAGAAGGCUCUAAUGAGAGAGGAGCUGUGGCCGCAGUGCCAACAGGGAGUUCAGGAGGCAGUGGGGCACCGGGGACCCCAGAUGAGGACCUUAGGGCUCACAAGGCCAUCCUCUCAGCACGCUCCCCUUUCUUUAGGAACCUUUUGCAAAGACGAAUUCGCACAGGAGAAGAGAUGACAGAGCGCACGCUGCAGACACCCACCAGAAUAGUGUUGGAUGAAUCCAUCAUUCCACGGAAAUACGUGCAGGUCAUCCUUCACUGCAUGUACACAGAUGUAGUGGACCUCGGGCUGGUGCUGCGUGGCAGCCCUUCAUCCUGCAGCCUGGGUGAGGUGCAGGCCCUUGUUUCAGGAUGCAGAGGGGCCAGCACACGCACAGAGGAGGCCAUGGAGCUUUACCACAUUGCACUGUUUUUGGAGUUCAGCAUGCUGGCUCAAGGAUGUGAGGACAUUGUUGUGGAAAGCUUAUCCCUGGACUCCCUGGUGCCCAUCCUGAAGUGGAGCUCCCAGCCGUAUGGCUCCAAGUGGGUCCACAGGCAGGCCGUGCACUUCCUCUGUGAAGAGUUCAGUCAGGUCGUCACCUCUGACGUCCUCUAUGAGCUCGGCAAAGAACACCUCAUCAGCGCCAUUCAGUCUGACUACCUUCAGGCGAGUGAACAGGACAUUCUGAAGUAUGUUGUAAAGUGGGGCGAGCAGCAGUUGAUUAAGAGGAUGGCAGACAGGGAGCCCAACCUGCUGAGCGGCACGGCCCACAGCGUCAAUAAGAGAGGCGUCAAAAGGCGAGACCUGGACGUGGAGGAGCUGAGGGAGAUCCUCUCUCCACUCCUGCCCUUCAUCCGAACCGAGCACAUCCUGCCUCCCAACAGUGAUGUCCUCGCCGACGCCCUGAAGAGGGGUUUGAUCAGCACCCCUCCGUCAGACAUGUUGCCCACAGCUGAAGGGGGCAAGGCUAACUCCUGGCUACGGCAGAAAAACGCAGGGAUCUAUGUGCGUCCUCGUCUCUUCUCUCCAUACGUGGAGGAAGCCAAGUCUGUGCUGGAUGAAAUGAUGGUGGAGCAGACAGACCUGGUACGUUUGAGACUGGUGCGCAUGUCAAACGUCCCGGACACUCUCUACAUGGUCAACAAUGCCGUGCCUCAGUGCUGUCACAUGAUCAGCCACCAGCAAAUGGCAGGAAGCUCCAGUUCGGCUCCGUCGGUCGUAGCCAAUGAAAUUCCAGUGCCUCCUCUGUCUGUGGUGAAGGAUAUGAUCCGCCGGCUGCAUGAGCUGAGGCACACAGAGCAGGUCCAGAGAGCUUACGCUCUGAACUGUGGAGAGGGAGCCACGGUGAGCUAUGAGCUGCAGCUGAGGGUGCUGAGGGAGUUCGGCCUGGCAGAUGGAGCCACGGAGCUGCUGCAGAAUCCAUCCAAGUUCUUCCCAGAUGAGAGGUUUGGAGACGAAAGUCCGAUUCUGGCCCUUCGCCAGGUGAGCCGCUGUCGUGUGAACAGCAGCCCGGCUAUGGACAGCAUGAUAACAGAGCUAGACGGCGUCCCAGGCCUUCACCCUCCGCUGCCUCCUCCACCCCCUCCCUAUCACCCCCCCGCCACGCCCAGUCACACCCAGCUCAAAGGAGGCUGGAGACCUCGGGUUCCCAUGCCCACCCCCACCCGCUCCUUCUCCUACCCCUGCAACCGAACCUUGAUCCAGCGGCAUGCAGCUUCCAAGCAUGGCAGUUCGGAGUACUCCUCGGCGCCACGGUCUCAGCCCCCAGACUGCACCAACCCCCAGGCUGCAGGCAGACCCCUGCCCUCAGACCAGCAUGCAAUGGGUGCGGAGCCUAUGAUGGGGGGGUUUAUGCCGGAUAUCGCGCUCGGUGUGUCCGUCAUGUCUCUGAGGGAGCAGCACAUGGCCGACAUGGACAGAGAAGGCCCUCACAGCCCCAUGGGGCCUCCAGGUCACCAUCUACCCCAUGGACCCUGCUCUUCUGUGCGCCUCAGCCACGGUUAUGGUCCUGGGCAUGGUCAUUCCUGCAAGAGGCACGCCCCAGAGCCCAAGCUGGAGGCACAGGUGGAGUUCCCUGACCUCUAUGACUUUUCCUGCAGACCUACAACCCCCACCUCAUCUCAUCCUCUGCCCUCGUUCGGAGGACCGGACCUCUACAGCCACAGCUGCACGCAGUCAGGCUUCUACCCUCCUCCUUAUGUUUCUGAUUGUCAGACCCACGGCCACCUGCAGGGACGGACUGCUCCAGACCCACUACGACUGGAUGUCCUCGGCAUAAAAUCUCAGAGACACGAGGGAGUCCUUUCCAGUCCCUCUGGAGCUCAGCCUAGGACUGGGCAGUUUCCAAAGGGACGACCAAAUGAGACGGACCUUACCCACGGUUUGGGUCAUUUCCGCUCCCCUAGUGGAAACAUGGACAGCUAUGAUGAGAGGCACACUGGACCCAGAGAUGCUCCAGAGGAGAUGGUUCUAGGCGGAGACUCGUCAGGCCCAGGGCCCCUCCAACAGUCUCACAGGAACAGUGUUGGAGAAGAACUCCUUAGAGACCGCAGGUCCCCCAGCAAGCCCGAUUACCCCUAUAAGAAAUCUGCACUUUAACCCCAGUUCAGGAGCAGGGGUUGAGUUAGGAAAAGGGAAGAGAAAAAAAAGAAGAGUAUCUGUUCAGCAGAGCACUAAAUGUAAUAUGUGUGAGUGAAUAAGAGAACUGUUGGUAUCUUCUGUCCUACCUCUAUUACUGUGCUCCCAUCACACAGUCGGAGUUUAAAGGGGAAGUUGGUCGACAUUCUGUCUGCUCAGUCCUGCUCCUUUACAGGAUUAAUGCAAAUCUUCUCUCAUGGUAUAAUCUCAUGACUUGGAUCAGCUGGAGUUCUGCAGAAGAUGCUGUGGAAAUCUGCAGAGCUCAGUUAUAGGUUGAUUAGUGAACCUCCGGGUUGAGAUGGAAGGAUAAAUUCUCAGUUCAUCUAACUGAGAAACAGCACACAGCCUGCGAAUAAGUAAUGCAAUGAAACAAUAGUGUUAGUAUAGAUGCACUCGGCUGGGUUCUGCAUCUGCGUUUCUUUAUGUAGCAUGUCUGAAAAACACGUUCUCCCUCCUGGCCCCUCACCUUUCAUCUGAGACAGGAAGUAUGUUAUCAGACUGCAUCAUUCCUUGGUAAUGAGUGUGAUAACAGUGCAGGAUGUCAAGGCUAACUUUGUAUCUCUGGUUUAGAGGAGGGGCCAGAGGACAGUGUCAUUGCUGAGGUAGAGAGGAAUCUGCGUGCUGUGAUUGUCUUGCAUUAAAAAAAAGCCUGGUUAGGAAGUUUGGUCAAUCAGAGAGGCCUUUAGGGACCUUCAGCUAUUCUGGAGCAAGUAAGCUUGCAAGAUACACCCAGAUGUUUAGACAGUCUCAGUACCACAGAUCGGAGUCUGAAUGCAGCAGCCGCCAUGUUGUUUAGCAUCAAGUAACCACAUUUAAAGCCUUAAAGAACGCUUCAAAAGUUCUCUUUAUACCACUUUUAUUCACAUCAAAACAUUUCCAUAGCUCCGCUUUGAUUAAGUCACAGUUUGAUCCGUCUUUUCUCUCCAGAACCUGCAGCUUCUCUGAGUGGAUUUCACAGAACACAUUUCAAAACCACAUGUAUAUACCAGGACUUUUCCAAACCUCAUCAGCGCUGGAUGCCCAUGCAGUGUUAAUACAGGUCUAGAUGUUGUUGGAGACCGACUGCAGCUGUAGCUCCAAAACCUGCAGGUCCACAACCAAUCGGAGCCGACUGAAAACCUCACUGACCCCCCCAACCCCGGUCUGUAGGGGCCCUUUUAUUAUAGAAGAACAAAUAAAGUCUCCAUCUCAAACUAAACGUAACAGACGUUCAAUAAAGGUUGGCCAGUGCUGGUUCAGGUCUCCGAUGAGAAAUUGUGUAUAUAUUGAGUUGAGUCCAAAUCAUUCAGAUAACUUCUUUUUAAUAGCGUCUGUCACAUUUUCGUGGUUGUUGAAGGUCUGUGUGUUUUUAACUGUAGUGAACAACACUGUGUGCUUGUCUUUGUCAUGAAAUCUCACCGAGGAUGUUUGCUAUAAAACAAAGAUCGUGUUUUUUUUUCUGUUUUUUUUCUCAUGAAAUGUUACACAUUAAAGACAUUUCUUUUAGCUGAUGUGAAGAAGGUGUUUGCAGAUCUGUAGAUGUGAGGAUCUUUCUUCUCUGCUUUGCAUUGAUAGAGCUGCUGAGCAGUCUUAUUUUUUUUAUGUAUUCCAACAAGUUACUUCACGGGGAAAAAUGCAAAAAAAAAAAAAAUCAUAUUCCCCAUCUUCAUGUUUGGUAGCUUUUAAUAAUUAUUUUUCCUGGACUUUUUUCCGCUGAGUCCCAGUCGUUGUUUUGCUCUGUGCUGUGGAGGAGUCGGUGCCUUCCCCUGCCUGCGGCCGGGCUUUUAUUGGAGGAGUGACUUUGAUGUCUAUGCAAGCUCUUUUCUACCAGCUUACCAGCAUGCAUUAGAUAGUUCUUUGAAAAACCAUGUAGCUCGUUUUGUGUACAGUGUUAUUUAGCAGCUUUUUAAAAAAACAAAACAAAUCAACCAUCAGCCGUGUGUUGAAUUGAACAGGUACAUUGUACUUGUAUGCUAUUGUUAGAAACAUGUUUGUAGAUUAAUAUUAAGUUGCAUUUAGUUUCACUGAAUCUAUUUUUCUACUGUUGCCUCAGAAGGUGCAUCACAGUGGUAAACUAUGGCAUUCUAAAAAUAAACACUUUAAUAUUAUCGUA
Molecule: messenger RNA, 5995 nt
Organism: Cyprinodon tularosa
Lineage: Eukaryota; Metazoa; Chordata; Actinopteri; Cyprinodontiformes; Cyprinodontidae
Gene: btbd7
Product: BTB (POZ) domain containing 7
Exons: 11
Coding region: 499-3864 (1121 amino acids)
Biological process (GO): morphogenesis of a branching epithelium
Molecular function (GO): protein binding
Source: RefSeq, a predicted model, not a curated record